AAUAAAAGCGUUGCCACGUAGUCUCUCCCACUCAAUCGAGAUGCAAUUAACUUUUGUAACGGCUACAAAACUCUCUCACUUCUCUCCCUUUUUGAAUUCUCUCCAUCUCCAUCUCCUUUACAAAUUCCUCUUUCUUCUUCCUCCCUAUUCAAAAACCCUAGACACCUUCUGCUCUCUUCUUGAUUCAAUUCUUGUUUUUUUUUUCGAAAUUAACCAUGCGGAGCGGCGAGAGGAUCGAUUCAGACGAAGCAGAGACGAGGGCGAGAACGGGAACGAAUCAUCUCUCGAAAGAAGUCGAUGACUUUAUCAAAGACACAAUAGAUCACUCCAUGGGUCUUCCGAUCUCCAUGGAAGCUCUUCAUAAGAAGCUUUCUACAACUGAAGAAACCCAUCGCCGUCUUCGCGAGCAGUACCUUUCUCUUGUUUCAAGAUUAAAGGAGAAAGAUCAUGUCAUCGAUCGCGUUAGGUCUGAAGCGAGUAUGAAUGCGCAAGCGUUGAAGAAGUUUGUUGAUGAGAAUCAGAAAUUGGCAAGUGAGUGUGGGAAUUUGUUGAGUCAGUGUAAGAGAUUGGAGAAGGAGUGUUUGCUUUACCAUAAAGAUCGUGAUGCCUUGAUGGAGUUUGGGAAUGAGUCUGAUGAGAGGGCUAGAGAAGCAGAAGCUAGGGUUCGUGAAUUGGAGGAGGAGAUUGGAAGAUUGUCUGAGGAAAUGCAGAUUUGUAAGCGUCGAAUCGGAGAUGGUGAAGUUGACAGCUGCACUACACCGUCAGAAGAAGACUUGCUUGAUUCGGUUUUGGGAUCACUCAUAAGCAAAGACGAAACUAUGAUGGGGCGUCUCUUCUUGGAGGCAAAUGUCCACGACCAAUCGUGCCAAACUUUGUUGAGCAAGUGGGAUCACUUAAAGCCUUCAACGCAAAAGGUUCUUGCUUUAGUUUCAAGGGCAAAGAAAUUUGAAAAGGAAAAAGAAUGCAUCAUCCUAAAUCUCGCAAAAGCCGAGCAAGAGGUGGAACUUGUGAGCACGCUAAACCGAAAGCUGGAUAAAGAAAAUCGCAAGUUGUUAAGGCAACAAAGCCCUCUUUGUUCCGCAGAGAUGAACCGAAACAGCGCAUCUGCAAAGUCAAACAAGAGAAAGAGUCCGAAGAUGAUGACCAGCCCUGUGGAAAAGAAGCUUGAGUUUAGCAGUCCAGAAGUCAGCAGAAAGCCUCUAUCACCUGUGUGGAAUAAUUCAAACAAGUGCUAGAUAUUGACUAUGAAUCAAAACAUUCUCUGUAUUAUUCACAUCUGUGAAAAACCAGAUUCGGAUUAUAUUGUCACUAACAAAAACAUAUAUUGCUAUAAAAAUUUGACCACAAAAUCAUGUUUCCUACUGCUAUAAGCUU
Molecule: messenger RNA, 1374 nt
Organism: Camelina sativa (false flax)
Lineage: Eukaryota; Viridiplantae; Streptophyta; Magnoliopsida; Brassicales; Brassicaceae
Source: RefSeq, a predicted model, not a curated record